Molecule: messenger RNA, 1816 nt
Organism: Telopea speciosissima
Lineage: Eukaryota; Viridiplantae; Streptophyta; Magnoliopsida; Proteales; Proteaceae
Product: pentatricopeptide repeat-containing protein At5g15300-like
Exons: 1
Coding region: 78-1712 (544 amino acids)
Biological process (GO): RNA modification
Molecular function (GO): protein binding; RNA binding
Source: RefSeq, a predicted model, not a curated record
CAUUUUCAAUUAAAAUUUUUUCCAUUCUGUUCAUGGAAAGAGAGGGAUGAUCAUGGGACGGUUAAAAAUUAGUUGUGAUGAUCAGAAAGAAAAAGGACAAGGGUUCCAACCUUCAACAACGGUUAAGCAUAUGGGUACGAUGCUCCAACAUUCGGACUCUGAAGCAAAUUCAUGGCUCAAUGGUAGUCAGCGGCUUCAACUCCAACCCCUCUGCACUAAGAGAGCUUAUCUUCACCUGUGCGAUAGGUAUAUCAGACGCUAUGGAUUAUGCAAACCAGCUGUUCAGACAAAUUACGCAACCGGAUACGUUCAUGUGGAAUACAAUGCUAAGGGGCUCAGCUCAAAGCUCUAAUCCUUCAAAUGCCAUUUCCCUCUAUACCCAGAUGGAAGUUAGGCAUGUACGACCGGAUAACUUUACCUUUCCGUUUCUUCUGAAGGCCUGCACUAAGCUUUCUUGGGUUAAAAUGGGAAAUGAAGUUCAUGGAAAGAUCGUAAAAUUUGGGUUCGAAUCGAAUACCUUUGUUAGGAACAGUCUCAUUAACUUUCACGCCAACUGUGGGGAUUUAACGGUUGCUAGAGCUAUAUUCGAUGGAUCGCCAAAACGAGAUGUGGUUGCUUGGUCUGCUUUGACGGCUGGUUAUGCCAGACGAGGCGACUUAGGAAUGGCCCGCCAGCUGUUCGAUGACAUGCCAAUGAAAGAUUUAGUGUCUUGGAAUGUAAUGAUCACUGGCUAUGUAAAAUGUGGGGACAUGGGAAACGCGAGGAAACUUUUCGACGAAGUUCCUGAGAGAGAUGUGGUGACAUGGAAUGCGAUGAUUGCAGGUUAUGUGCUUUGUGGGUCUUGUGACAAGGCCUUGGAGAUGUUUGAAGAGAUGAGAUGUGUGGGAGAACGGCCAGAUGAAGUGACCAUGUUGAGCCUCUUAUCUGCCUGUGCGGACUCUGGGGCACUGGAUGUUGGCCAGAAGGUUCAUUCCUCGCUUUCAGAGAUGGGUUUGGAAUCUUCGAAAAUAGUUCUUGGGAAUGCACUUAUAGACAUGUACGCCAAGUGCGGGAGCAUUGAGAAGGCGCUGGAGGUGUUCAGAAGAAUGAGAGAGAAGGAUGUCUCUUCAUGGAAUUCGAUAAUUGGAGGUUUAGCCUUUCAUGGGCAUGCCGAGGAAACAAUCAAACUAUUCAAUGAAAUGCGGAGAGAGAAAAUCAAGCCAAACGAGAUCACAUUUGUGGCUGUGUUUGUUGCCUGUAGUCAUGGGGGGAUGGUUGAAGAGGGCCGUCAAUAUUUCAAUCUUAUGAGAAAUGAGUAUGGAAUUGAGCCUAACAUUAAGCAUUAUGGGUGUAUGGUGGACCUUCUAGGACGUGCUGGGUUGCUGAAUGAAGCCUUCAGAUUUGUAGAGGCAAUGGAGAUUGAACCCAAUGCCAUCGUUUGGAGGACUCUGCUUGGGGCCUGUAUGACCCAUGGGAAUGUUGAAUUGGGGAAGCAGGCGAACGAGCGACUACUUGCAAUGAGACGGGAUCAGAGUGGGGACUAUGUGUUGCUAUCAAACAUAUUUGCCUCAAUGGGCGAGUGGGAUGGUGUGGAGAAGGUGAGGAAAUUAAUGGAUGAUAGUGGAGUGAAAAAAGAACCUGGUUGUAGCUUAAUUGAGGCUGAUAACAAAGAGCUCAUGCAUUUCUUAUUUGAAUCCAAACCUAACUUGAAGUCGAAAGACAAUGUAAUAUGAGUUUCCGUGGGGAUGAGAUGUGAUCAAUGCGAUCUUGCAAUGUUAAGUUGAGACUGUAUAGCAGCAUAUAGACUUCCUUUGAAGAUACAAUAAUGCUGCAUUUU